Molecule: messenger RNA, 2252 nt
Organism: Linum tenue
Lineage: Eukaryota; Viridiplantae; Streptophyta; Magnoliopsida; Malpighiales; Linaceae
Source: the annotation of a GenBank genome assembly
UUCAGAGCUCGGCAAGUGUUUAAUGGCAGUGCCAUUGAUGGAAAAUUAGUCAAAUUCGUUACCCUUUUUCUUCUUAUUAUUAUUCACCACAAAGAAACGGCAGAAUUCAUCAUCGUCGUUAGAUUUUAAUUCCUCACUCGCUCCUCACCUCAGUGAGAGAAGAGAGACUGAGCCUGUAAAGCGAAAAAGCUGCAACCUUUUUUUCAGCCCUACAAUCAAGGUUCCCACAAAUUCAAAAGUUUGAAUCUUCUCAAAGCUAUUUGUUUUCGAAGUUUUGAAAAGCACUGUGUGAGGCAGGAAGAAGAAGAGGGAGGAAGAGUGGUGAAAAUGGCGGAGUCUGGAGCUUGUCUAAUGAGAUCCUUCACUCACCCAUCCAAUUCACUCCGCGAAUCUCAAGAGUUUCAGGGGGACACUUUUAGAGCACUGACGGACUCGGUCUCAUUUGGGAGAUUCAUGUCGGAGUCAUUAGCUUGGGAGAAAUGGUCAACUUUCUCACACAACCGUUACUUGGAGGAAGUUGAGCAGUUCUCCAAACCGGGCUCCGUUGCUCAGAAGAAGGCCUUCUUCGAAGCGCAUUACAAGAAGAGAGCCGCCAUGAAAGCUGCAGCAGCAGUAGCAGAAGCCACAACUGAACCAGUAGCUGCCCCUGCUGUUGCUAAUGAAAUCAGUACUGAUUGUUCUAGUGAUGUGAGGAAUUCGGUUUCAGUUGUUUGUCCAGUUGAUGAUGUGGUUAUGGCGAUUGAGGAGCAGCAGAAUAGUGGAAAUGACUCGGAAGAAACAAGUAGCUGUGGUGAUGAGAAUGUGAUGGACAAUUCAACAACAUCUGUGGAAGAAGAUGACCACAUGAUUGUUAAAGAACCAGAAGUUGAGCUCGAUGAGGAACAAAAUCAGGCGGAAACUACCCAGCAGGUAGAGAAUGCUGAUGAGAUGAAACAAGUAACGCCAAUUAUCAAGGAAGCUGCUGCUGAACUGGAGGAUGUGGAUAUACAAAGUAACAAAAGAAGGAAGAGCUCGGCUUCAUCAUCGAGUAAAAGUGGAACAACAACUACAAUUACUACAUCAAGAUUCUCAAUCUCAAAGUCUGCUGCUAAACAAAAGACAAGUUCAUCAUCCCAGACGAAAGCUGGAACCAAGAAGACUGUUGGUGUUGGGGAAGAAAUGUCAGUUGAGAAGAAGAGAACAGCACCAAAGGCUAUCCAUAUGUCCAUAAAUUUCGCUUCUAAGUUGUGGGAAACUGGUAAAAGUUCCCUUAGGAAGCCUAGAGAACUUGCAACUGCUCCAAAGAAUGCUGCACCAAAGGCAUCUGUUCAUCAAGACCAAUCAAAGCUCCGCGCUUCAUCAAUGAUGGCUAGAGAACUUCCACCUGCUCCAAAGAUUGCUGCAACAAAGGCAUCUGAUAACCAAUCAAAGCUCCGCGCUUCAUCUGUGUUGGCGAGAGACCUUGCAACUGCUCCAAAGAAUGCUGCGACAAAGGCAUCUGUUAAUCAUGACCAAUCAAAGCUUUCUGCUUCUUCUAUGAUGGCUACUCGCCAAGCAGAUGAUAGAAGCAGCAACUCGAAAUCUUCUGGUACAAGUGGAAGCAAAGCUCGUCCGCCACUUCUGUCAUCUCCUUUCAGCUUCAGGAGUGAAGAAAGAGCUGCCAGAAGAAGAGAGAUUCUGGAAGAGAGAAACAAACUCAAGGAGGCAGAAAAACUGCAGUUGCAAGCAAAAUCCAAGGAGAAAAAUGAGCAUUACAUGAGAAGUCUGAGACAAAGUACUACUGCUGCUUUCAGAGCAAGACCAAUUGAAGAUUCGGGUCCUGGAUCACAAUCAUUCAUGAAUUCCCACACAAGGAAGCUACAGAUCCCAUUGACGAGACCUCGCUCCCCAAAACUCGGAAGGAAACCAUCCCCUGGUGUUUCAAUGACUUCGGAUAGCUCCAAAAGUGUUGUUCCAAAGAAUCGGCCAAGCACAAAUCGUUCAUCAGUCAGUAUACUACCCAAGAGAAAAACGCACGAGAAUGCCUCGCCAAACAUCCAGCUUUGAAUUUGUUGAUCUCUCUCACUGCAUCAAUGGAGUGUUUGCUAGUGAGUGUGCAUAUGUAUUUGUUCUCAUUUGUAAUUACUCGCUGGGAAGAGAGAAGCAGAAGGUACUUCAAUUAUACAGCACCAGAUUGAAAGUUACUUAUAUUUGGAUAUCAGCUGCAGAUAAAUGAGUUUUGGGACUACUACUAUUUUGAUUGAGUAAAUUGUAUUAUGCUAAAUAGAAGAACU